CUGCUGCUUUGGGAAGCGAGCCUCAGCACCAGCCCCAGCAACCCCGGCACCAUGCGAGCCCAAAUUGAAGUUAUACCAUGUAAAAUUUGCGGAGACAAAUCAUCAGGUAUCCACUAUGGAGUCAUCACAUGUGAGGGAUGUAAGGGUUUCUUCAGACGGAGUCAGCAAAACAAUGCCUCCUACUCCUGCCCUCGCCAGAGGAACUGCCUCAUCGACAGAACGAACCGCAACCGCUGCCAACACUGUCGCCUGCAGAAAUGUCUCGCCCUAGGAAUGUCCAGAGAUGCGGUGAAGUUCGGCCGCAUGUCGAAGAAGCAACGUGACAGCCUGUACGCAGAGGUCCAGAAGCACCAGGCACGCCUGCAGGAGCAGCGGCAGCAGCAGACCGGCGAAGCUGAGGCUCUGGCACGUGUCUACUCAUCCAGCCUGACCAAUGGACUUUCCACCCUAAACCAUGAAAUUGGGGGAACCUAUGCCAAUGGUCACGUCAUAGAUCUACCCAAAGGCGGCCACGGUAAUGGAGGCGGAGUCCCGGGAGGAUACUAUGGCAUGGAUUCCACCCAGCCAUCUCCAGACCAGUCAGGUUUGGACAUGUCGGGCAUGAAGCACAUUAAGCAGGAGCCUGUUUACGACCUGACGCCAGUGCCCAACCUCUUCAGUUACGGAGGCUACCAAGACAGUCAGCUUGGCCCCAACAACGUUAGCAUGGGAGAACUGGACCGUAUUGCUCAGAAUAUCAUCAAGUCACACUUGGAGACGUGUCAGUACACGACAGACGAGUUACAGCAGCUAGCCUGGCAGACGCAUUCCUAUGAAGAGGUCAAGAUGUACCAGAGCAAGCCCCGGGACGUGCUGUGGCAGCAGUGUGCCAUCCAAAUCACCCAUGCCAUCCAGUAUGUGGUGGAGUUCGCCAAGCGCAUCUCAGGGUUCAUGGAGCUAUGUCAGAAUGACCAGAUACUCCUUCUCAAGUCAGGGUGUUUGGAGGUAGUCUUGGUGCGGAUGUGCAGAGCAUUCAACCCUCUCAAUAACACUGUGCUCUUUGAGGGGAAGUACGGAGGCAUGCAGAUGUUCAAAGCUCUGGGUUGCGAUGACUUAGUGAGUGCAGUUUUUGACUUUGCCAAGAGUUUGUGUUCACUGCAACUAACAGAGGAGGAGAUUGCUCUCUUCUCAGCAGCUGUACUCAUUUCCACAGAUCGGCCUUGGCUGAUGGAGCCAAGAAAAGUCCAAAAGCUCCAAGAGAAGAUCUACUUUGCCCUGCAGCACAUUAUGCAGAAGAACCACAUGGAUGAGGACGCACUAGCAAAGCUAAUCAGCCGAAUCCCAACACUCUCAGCCCUGUGCACGCUCCACACCGAGGAGCUUCAGGCCUUCCAGCAACUCCACCCAGAAACAGUCAACGUCCUUUUCCCUCCGCUCUACAAAGAACUGUUCAACCCGGACCCAAACUCAGCCAUGACCAUGCCCAAGUGA
Molecule: messenger RNA, 1470 nt
Organism: Menidia menidia (Atlantic silverside)
Lineage: Eukaryota; Metazoa; Chordata; Actinopteri; Atheriniformes; Atherinopsidae
Source: the annotation of a GenBank genome assembly